Molecule: messenger RNA, 1464 nt
Organism: Daldinia vernicosa
Lineage: Eukaryota; Fungi; Ascomycota; Sordariomycetes; Xylariales; Hypoxylaceae
Exons: 2
Coding region: 119-1285 (388 amino acids)
Source: RefSeq, a predicted model, not a curated record
ACUGUUUGAGGCUGGUAUUAUUCUAAAUAAGCUAUUACUUCUGCUGCUACUGCUACUAUUACUAUUACUACUAUUACUACUACUGAAGACUUAUCUUAAUAACACAUUAAUAUAAUACAUGAUGACCCUCUCUCAAACAAUAACAAUGGGCACCCAUCCCCUAGGAACCGGGCGUCCUUCUCCUGCUAGGAUUACGUCGACACUCGAUUCCCGGCUUCUAGCGGGCAAGGGCAAGAUAGCGGCUAGCAAACAAUGGGCAGACGAGCCAUGGCCACUUAUCGAGCCGCCGUCUCGGACUCGACGUACCGGACACCCAGCGCAACACAUCGCAAACGAGGUAGCGCACACGCACAACGCGAUGCUGCGCGGCCUCAACGCGCUAUAUCUGCAAGCUCCGUAUAUACGGAGCCCCGCGGACGUGGCUGAUUUCUGCUUUCUGGCACACGUGUGGGCUGCUUGGGUCAGGGACUACCAUAGCCACAAGGAGGGCGUUAUGAUACCCAAGUUUGAGGACGCGUUGGGGUUGGAGAGGGGGGGUCUGAGGAGGCCGGCUUUGGCUUGUACUGCUGAGGGUGAGGGUGAGGGGGGAUGGAUGGGGGAUGGGAAUGGGAAUGGAGAUGGGAAGGGAAAGGAGAAGGUGGGAGAGGGAGAGGGAAAUAUACCGGCGCUCUUGCAGAGCAUACUAGACCAUACCGCCGCAACGCACGCCGACCCAUCCUCCUACUCCCCCUCAACACUACAAUCCCUCCUAUCCACUCUCGCCAGCACCCUCGUCCCUCACCUCCACAACCAAAUCCCACUCCUCCAACAAAUGCAAAACCUCUGCCUAACCCUCGACUCCCUCCCCCCAUCCCCAUCCCCAUCUCCCUCCCCUUCCCCUUCCCCCUCCUCAUCAGCAACCACAACCCAACCCCCAUCCCGCCGCUCAACCCCCGCCUCAUCCCUCUCCUCCCGGCCGCAGACCCUCUCCCCCCCCAAACCCCCCACCAGCCCCGCGAUAUCCACCCUCCUGACCAAAACCCACCUCACAGCGACCACGACCUUCAGCGCCUCCUUGGACCCUUUUACCUCGCUGCCCAUGAUCGUCCGCCUGCGCGAUAUCACCUACGACGGCCGCACCCACGACGGCGGCGUCUGGCCGCGCCUCUCGGUCCCCGCGCUCCACGCCGUCGCCGACCGCCUGUCCCCGAAGCACGCCGGAUCCUGGCGUUUCCUGCCGUGCGAUGUGUGGGGGCGGCCGCGGGAGUCGGAGUUUAUCGGCGAGGGGGAGGGUCGUAGUGAGUGAGUGAGUGAGCGAGCGAGUGAAGCCUGAAUGCUGGAUGGUGUGGGAGAAGGAGGGGGUUAGGGGAUGGGAAUAUAAUAAGGGGAUGAUGGGUGUGUGGAUAUACUGGGUAGUAGCCAUGUGAAUAGAUAUAUAGAUUUAUCAUAUACGGAUACGUCGGACAUAGACAUGUAUAUUCAGGA